CAGCUGAGUUUUCAGGGAGGGGGAAAGCGAUAGUCCGCUAACUACACCCAGCUUGCCGGCAGCUGACAACUGUGCUGGAAAACUAGACCCAGAUACAAGGCAAUCCCACGCGCGCACACACACACACAAAACCAAAUUUCGUCCGAGGAAUUACCGCAUGAAAUGAAGCUUCGGAUGCGGAGACAAGUCUGACAAUAGUAUUACCGUCAGAAAGAAGUGGAGAAACACGUGUCGUUCCAGUGGUUUAUUGUUCCAGACGACUGAUUCUGAAGAAACGCACUGAUUGCAGGUUAUCAGACCGAAAAUGUGGCAGGAAGUUCCCCUAAUUGUUGCAGUUUUUGUGACUGUGUGCUCCACUAACAAUCCAGGUCAAUGCCACAAACCUCCGCUUGUUAAAUUUGCCGACCUAUUGAACCAGUAUCUCAUUCAGCAAGGUUUCUCCGUGGGUCAAGUUGUUUACUAUAGAUGUUUGCCAGGUUAUAAGCGGAAUGACAGCACCCCAGAUUUUGUCAUUUGUCAAGCCAAUUUAACUUGGUCAGAACCAUUGAUGAGUUGCAUGCCUAAACUUUGUGGUCCUCCAAAUGAUUUACAAAAUGGUUACUGCACUAUUAGUGGUCAAACAUUUGGGAGCUCAGCAACUUACCACUGCAAUAAAGGCUAUCAAUUGCUUGGCAAACGUCAGAUCCUGUGCACCAGUUUUGGAUGGAGCAAGAGUUUUCAAUUCUGUGACCCUCUUCCUAAUAAUGAAGACCAGAUUUCCAUUCCUUCUACCGUCACAAGUACAAUCAACGCAAUAAAUGAAAAAACAGCUCAGAUUCAUUCCCCUACUACAGAGACAAAUCGUUCAUUUACAUCAUUACCUAGCUAUACUACUACAUAUGAGCAAAAUCAAAGCAAUCAUUCUAUGAACACAAGUGUGAACGCAAUAAUAAUCGAAACAACGUCUCCAAGCAAACCACAAAUUCCUUCAGACAACUUUGAAAAGAGACUAAUACUUCCAGCAGCUCUUACCUUUUCAGGAUUGGGUAUCAUUUUUGCUGCAGCAAUAAUCUGGUUUAUUAGUGAAAAAAGGAAGUCUGGGUCCUAUAAAACAGGGAGCUAAUUCCUAGAACAUGACAAGGAUAUGGAAUUAACAACAGUUAAACUCAUGAAUGUUGUGGACCAGUGCAGAAUCCCUCAAAAUAUAUUAAGAAGAUAGCCUAGACCCUAAUAUUUUCUUACUUUAAAGGCAAGUGCCAGAAAUUGUAUUCUAGAUGCAAUUCAAUUGGUCAAACUACCAAUGGAAAGCAUAUUUUAUUCAUACACCACAGUUAAAAUACAGCAAAAAUAAGAUGAAUUUGGAAUAACUUAACUCUAUUGGAAAAAGUUAUAGAAUAAUCAAUUAUUUUAGUACUAAAAAGUAACAGAUC
Messenger RNA from Chiloscyllium plagiosum (whitespotted bambooshark), 1409 nucleotides. Its product is annotated as complement decay-accelerating factor-like. Lineage: Eukaryota; Metazoa; Chordata; Chondrichthyes; Orectolobiformes; Hemiscylliidae. The record is from RefSeq and is a predicted model, not a curated record.